AUGAAAUUAUAUCCUCUUAUCUUAGCAAGUUCAAUUCUUGUAUCUUUAGUGUUGAGUAAAAAGAAAUACGAAACUUAAGAAGACUUCGUCGAAUUCUUUAACACUGCAGGCAAAAACUAUACUACUAAUGUUGAGAUUGCCUACCAACCCCAGCUAGGAAUCUAAGUCUUAGCAACUGCUGAUUUCGAUGGAAUGUCUAUUCCAGCAUUUCAUAUACCUAUUAGAAUGGUGAUGCAUACAUACUAUUACACAAAGGUCUAACUAGAUGAAUUUGAGGCUUGGACUGAGAGAUAAAAGAAGAUUGCUGAGAAAUAUUUGGAUGGUCCUAUAUUUUCUACCAAAAGAGAUUUACUGCACUAUUAAAUUAUGGAAAGAAUCAAAUAGCAUCCAAUUCUUAGUAAGGAGUUAAGUAAGUCAUUAGGAGACUAUAAGUAAUUUGACAUGUGGUGUGGGAUUGUUAUUACUAGAAAUCAUUUGCUAACCCUUAAAAUAUGGGAUUAGUUUGAGAUCAUCACAUCAGAUGAAAAUGUAGAGUUAAAUUCAUAGUAUCUAUACAAUAUGAGUUCCUCAAUAAUACCAAUGAUUGAUCUCAUCAAUCAUAGAUAGCCGAUGGAUAGCUUGAAGAGAGAUUUAGUUAGAUUCAUGACAAUUCCAAUAAUGAAUGAAUAAAAAUAAAAAGCUGAAUAUCUCACAAUUAUUGUUGUCAAAAGUCUUGAGGAUCAAUUCAAGGAGGUUUGCUAGUCACAAUUCUGUCUAGAGAUGAAUCCAGAGAAUUACAAAGAUUCUAUUCCAACUUUAGAUUAUACGCUCUACAGUAACACUUUGAAUUAGAAAGUGCUGAAUUUAUACAGGAUACAACUCCUUUAAGCUGAUAACAGAUUGCCUUUUAUUCCAGGUGAUUUGGCUGAGAAGGCUAAGCUUAAUAUAACUAAGCUAGGACGAAUUACUCCCACAAAUGAGGCAAGGGUCAUAGGAUAUUUCUUGUAAGUUCUAAGAAGAAGACAUGAUUUAAUGAUGUCAUUUGAAAAAAUGAAUGGAAUAAUUAUGGACAUAGAGAGAGAUCCUGGUCAUUUAUAAGAUGAAGAUAAAAGAAGAGAAUUGCUAUCUAUUAAGUAUGCAGCUUAGAAAAAGCAAGUCUACCAAAGGAACAUGAUCAUGGCAGCAAGAAGAUAAACCUAUUUAAUUUAGAGAGAUUUACUCUCCAAUAUUCCUUUUAAGCAGAAUAUUAACCAGUUACAAUUGAAGCAAGCUUUGGUUGAUUUCUUAAGGUCUUGA
Stylonychia lemnae is the source of this 1275-nucleotide messenger RNA. NCBI's taxonomy places the organism in Eukaryota, Ciliophora, Spirotrichea, Sporadotrichida, Oxytrichidae. The record is from the annotation of a GenBank genome assembly.